AGCAGGAGGAGAACCGACGGCGCGCCUAACCACCGCCAGUUAUAGGCCGUGGCAGGGAGACUGCGGCGGGGUUUUGCCGGAGCACGUUUCGGGGUUCGGAGAGAGGGGGCAGGCACCCCCGAAUUUGGGCGUCCGGAGCGCAGGAGCCACCAUUGAUUUCCUGCGGGUGGCUCGCAGCGACGGGCUGGGCGCCGCCGCCGCCGCCGCCGCUGCCGCCGCGGGCAUGGCCAAGCCGGUUGACCACGUCAAGCGGCCCAUGAACGCCUUCAUGGUGUGGUCGCGGGCGCAGCGGCGCAAGAUGGCUCAGGAGAACCCCAAGAUGCACAACUCGGAGAUCUCCAAGCGCCUGGGCGCCGAAUGGAAGCUGCUGAGCGAGGCGGAGAAGCGGCCCUUCAUCGACGAGGCCAAGCGCCUGCGGGCCAUGCACAUGAAGGAGCACCCCGAUUACAAGUACCGGCCGCGGCGAAAGCCCAAGACGCUGCUCAAGAAGGACAAGUUCGCUUUCCCCGUCGUGCCCUACGGUUUGCCCGACGCCGCCGAGCAUCACGCGCACCAUCUUGGCCACCACCACCCGGCCCUCAAGGCGGGCGCCCUCCACGGCCACGAAGCCCUGCUGGCCAACCCGGAGAAGGCGGCCGCAGCCGCCGCAGCUGCGGCCGCGCGCGUCUUCUUCCCCCCGACGGCGGCCGCGGCCGCGGCUGCUGCUGCAGCGGCCGCUGCUGGCAGCCCUUAUUCUCUGCUCGACCUGGGCUCGAAGAUGGCAGCGGAAAUCUCAUCGUCGGCGUCUGGAGGCUCCGGCGGAGGAGGCGCGGCGUCGGGGUUGCCCUACGCCUCAUCGCUGGCUUACCCGACGGCUGGCGGCGCUUUCCACGCGGCGGCGGCGGCGGCUGCCGCGGCUGCAGCCAGCGGCGGCCACACUCACUCGCACCCGUCCCCGGGUAACCCGGGCUACAUGAUCCCCUGCAACUGCAGCGCCUGGCCCAGCCCGGGGCUCCAGCCCCCGCUGGCCUACAUCCUCCUGCCGGGCAUGGGCAAGCCCCAGCUGGACCCCUACCCCGCGGCCUAUGCGGCGGCCCUAUGACAUCCUGCCCCCCACGUUGGACCCCUGUACAGAGGAAGCCUGUGGGGCGCCUGGGGGCUGGACUCCGACGCCGGACUCUAGCCGACUGGACCCUCUUCUUCCCAGCCUGCUGCUGCUGUUGCUACCGCCGCCGCGGUGCCCUCCAGCCAUCUGCUCUACGGGGCCGCCGACUGGGGUUUCCGGACGAGAACAUUUCGCCUCUCCAUCCGUCUUGUCGCCUCCUUCGCCGCCCGUCCAUUUCUUCAACCUGUUGCCUUCCCUCCCCCCCUCCAGAAUCUGCUCGCUCUGCUCCUGUCCUCGGGUUUCCUCGACGGAUUUGCUGGAGGGUGAUGGGUGGAGAGAGAGGAGAGAAGUCGCGCGUUUCCUUGCCGGGCAUCCCGGUGGAGACGCUUCGGGUAGCCCGUUGCCUUUUCUCCUCGACGUCUCAUGGGAUUGCCUUUUUCUUUUCUUUUCUUUUCUCUCUCCUUAACCUCUCCUCCC
Molecule: messenger RNA, 1561 nt
Organism: Lacerta agilis (Sand lizard)
Lineage: Eukaryota; Metazoa; Chordata; Lepidosauria; Squamata; Lacertidae
Gene: SOX21
Product: SRY-box transcription factor 21
Exons: 1
Coding region: 224-1081 (285 amino acids)
Biological process (GO): regulation of DNA-templated transcription; anatomical structure morphogenesis; cell differentiation
Molecular function (GO): DNA-binding transcription factor activity, RNA polymerase II-specific; RNA polymerase II cis-regulatory region sequence-specific DNA binding
Source: RefSeq, a predicted model, not a curated record